AUGCGAAAUGAUUUAGUUGCGGAUUUCAAUGAUAUUGUUCUCAAUACACUUAAUGGUGAAGCUAAGACAUAUUAUUCUAUUGAUAGCGCAGACUUCAACAAUUCAGAAGAAGCAUCAAACGAACUCCCUGCAGAGUAUUUGCAAAACCUGAAUCCAGCUGCAUUACCACCUUCUCAUUUGCGAUUGAAGAUUGGCGCACCAGUUAUACUUUUGCGCCAUCUAUACCCAAAGCAAGGGUUUUACAACGGGACUAGAAUGACCGUAAUUCGUAUGGAAAGACGCUGCAUUGAGGUGCAAAUAUUGGGAGGCGAUAAUGAUGGUCAAGUGAAGGUUAUUCCUCGCAUCAAACUUUCUACAACCGAAGGGGAGUUGCCUUUCAUCUUAACUCGAAAACAAUUUCCUGUAAGAUUGUGUUUUGCAAUGACAGUAAAUAAGGUACAGGGACAAUCACUUGACAUUGUGAGGAUCGAUUUACGAACUUCAUCUUUUACCCAUGGACAAUUGUAUGUUGCUUUGUCAAUGGCAACAGACGUCAAUAAGUUACAAAUCUUGCAAACAGAGGAGAGGGGUAGGGAAACUGAGAACAUAGUGUAUCCGGAGGUACUGUUGAGGGGAUGA
Morchella sextelata is the source of this 618-nucleotide messenger RNA. RefSeq lists its product as uncharacterized. The transcript has a single exon. Bases 1 to 618 code for a protein of 205 amino acids. The record is from RefSeq and is a predicted model, not a curated record. Lineage: Eukaryota; Fungi; Ascomycota; Pezizomycetes; Pezizales; Morchellaceae.